This is a messenger RNA of Tetranychus urticae (two-spotted spider mite), 970 nucleotides long. Lineage: Eukaryota; Metazoa; Arthropoda; Arachnida; Trombidiformes; Tetranychidae. The record is from RefSeq and is a predicted model, not a curated record.
UUUGCUUCCUUAGAUACUGUAAUACGUAACUCUUAUUACAAAUAUCUCCACCCAAAAGAGGCUUUGAUAAACAAUGGUAUUCUUAAUCGUGGCAUUUUAACCGUUGCAAGUAAAUUGAAAAAUUUAACUGAUUCCGGUAAAUCAACUUCCAACAUACAAUUUAUCAACUACGUUUACCCUUAUGGUGCCAGUUUAAAUGUAACUAAACCUGGAAUAGGAAUUUUAUCAACCGGAUCUGUUUGUUACCCAUUGAAUCGACCAACCAUUGCUUUUUACACUGAUAAAGCAACAAAUGGUAAAUUAAUUGUCAUUGGAUCAUCACAAAUGUUUACUGAUACUUACAUUGAAAAGGAAGACAAUUCAUUGAUCAAGGAUAUUAUUUUGGAAUACUUGUUGGAACCCAUUUUCCCGAUAGAUCAGAUUGAUGCUGAAGAUCCUGAAAUUAGUGAUUAUCACACUGUACCUGAUAUUACUUUGCUAUCUGAAGAGCCAUUGUCCUGUUUGCAAGAAAUAGAAGAUGCUCCUUCAGAUUAUACCAAAUUAUUCAGUAAAGAACUCUAUGAAAUUGAUAAUACUCUGUUAGCUAAGGUAAUAUUGGCUUAUAAAGAGUUUCACAUGGAGAAGGAACCACUCAAAUUAAUUAAACCACAAUUUGAAGCUCCACUACCAAACUUGGAACCAGCUGUUUUCCCACCAAACUUUCGUUUUCAUCCCAAGCCUGACUUAGAGUUGUAUGAUCUUGAUCAAGCUUUCAGUUCGAUUCCAGCACGAUUAACCCAAGUAGUCAACAAAUGCACAGACGAUGAUCUCGAUUAUUACAUCAAGGAAUGUGCCAUGGUUCUAGGACUUCAAGGAUCUGAAAAGAUGUCAUCGAAAGAAAUUCUGAACAAAAUAUUUAACAAAAUUGUCCUUUACAAGAAAGUAAACAUUGAUAAGGAUUGACAUCAAUAAAAUUAUUAUUUCCCUAAAA